GGAAAAACAGCUUCCAUGGCACAUUUUGUGCAGGGCACAACUAGAAUGAGUGCUGCAGAAGGUUCUACGGAGCAUGCAGAGUGUGAUCAAUCAUCAAGCAGAAAUAACUUGACAAAUUCUCUUGAACAAAAGAUAAGGUGCUUGGAAAAACAGAGAAAAGAGCUCCUGGAAGUUAACCAGCAAUGGGAUCAGCAAUUUAGAAGUAUGAAAGAGUUAUAUGAAAGAAAGGUCGCCGAGCUGAAAACGAAACUGGACGCCGCAGAAAGAUUCCUCAGCACGCAGGAGAAGGAGCGGCAGCAGAGUCAGAGAGAGAGCGACAGGCUGCGCGACCUGACCCGCGAGCGGCUGCAGCGCCAGGAGAAGGAAAAGGAGAGCCUAAAUGAAGAAUUACAUGAAUUGAAGAAAGAAAAUAAGUAUUUGAAGGAAAAAAAUGCUCUUGUGAACAAGAAGAAGGAACAUUAUGAAUGUGAAAUAAAACGCCUCAAUAAGGCUCUUCAAGAUGCCUUGAAAAUUGAGUGUUCUUCAUUUCCUGAGGACUGUUUGGGAGAGUCUGAAAUGGAGUGCAGGCAUGUGGAGAUGCGAACAGAAAUGGAAGUUCUCAAACAGCAGGUGCAAAUAUAUGAAGAAGACUUCAAAAAGGAGCGAUCAGACCGAGAAAGACUUAAUCAAGAGAAAGAGGAGCUACAGCAAAUUAAUCAAACUUCUCAAUCCCAGUUGAACAGGCUGAAUUCUCAGAUAAAAGCUUGUCAGCUGGAGAAAGAAAAACUCGAAAAGCAAUUAAAACAGAUGUUGUUCCCGAUGUGUAACUGUGGCUCGAAUUCCCACCUGCGGAAUCUACGUGCACCAGCAGGCCCCGGGGCUGCACAGGAUCAACAGAAGCUCCCACCAGACUAUCAGUGGUAUGCUCCUGACCAGUUUCCGCCAGAUGUGCAGCACAAGGCGAAUGGUAAGACCACAGCUCUUCCAAAGCUGAUGCUAUCUCAAGGUUCAAGCCAGUUCAUAAAAAUUGGCAAAAGCUCUUAG
This is a messenger RNA of Neomonachus schauinslandi (Hawaiian monk seal), 1023 nucleotides long. RefSeq names its product TNFAIP3 interacting protein 3 (gene TNIP3). Lineage: Eukaryota; Metazoa; Chordata; Mammalia; Carnivora; Phocidae. The record is from RefSeq and is a predicted model, not a curated record. The transcript is spliced from 11 exons. Gene Ontology annotation, biological process: cellular response to lipopolysaccharide; regulation of transcription by RNA polymerase II. Bases 16 to 1023 code for a protein of 335 amino acids.